AUGACAGAAAUUGUGAAAGUCACCAAAAUAAGCAAUAGCUACAUAAGACAUAUUUUGUCCAAACGAGGUCUGCAUUAUUUGUACACAUAUCAGUAUGCUUUAAUUGAGCUGCUAAACCGGAGCAAUAACGUUUUAAUCAGUUUGCUCUACUCUGACUGCAUGGUAUCGUACGUGCUUUAUUCAUUUUACAAAAUAAAAGGCGCUAAUGUGGAUGCACAAGAUGGAGUAGCAAUGUCUAACAGGGAGGGAGACAACACCUUUUCGAUAGAAGAUAAGACAAAGAAGAGGCGAAAAAAAAAUAAUUUCGCACAAACAUCCGCUCUGCAUGAAACGAUAAUAAAAUUGAAGCCACCAGAUGUGUCAACCUACUUAAUAAAUAACGAAGGGAACGUUCAAAAUGUGCGAUGCAAUUAUUUUCUGUAUAAUAUUAUCAUUUUGAAUGCAGAAAGCUUCUCUCCCAAGUAUGACUUCUCCGUUUUGCUCGAGCUUGUUAAUUUCAUCAUAAUUGAUGACUUGAGUGAGCUGUAUCAGUUAAAAAUGGACUAUACAGUAAAACGGAUUUUAACACUCUGUAAGGAAAAGCAGGACAGGGGGGACGCGCUGCAGAUUUUGCUAGUAAAUAAAUCGUAUGACCAGUGGGUCGUGAAUGACUUGCUGCAGCAUGCUCGGAGUGUAAAGUAUGAGGUUCUUGAGGAGGGCGACGGGUGCGCGGUUGACCCGAUUGGCAGGGUUGGCCCGAUUGACCCCAUUGACAGGGUUGACCCGCUUAGGACGUUUAACCAGCGUAGCUCAGGGAGUGCUUUUCUCGACGACGAUCAGGGGAGAUACCCCCCAGGGAAGAAGACACACAGUCGCGGUAGAACCACCGCAGAAGGCGUUGCCCCACGAUGGGGAACAACCCUUCACUACGUCAACCUACGGAGGUACAGAAAGAACAACUGCGAUCAUUUCAGCAUUUGCGCCCCCAUGAGUGAAGACAAAAAAUUCCUAGUUCUCUUUUACCUUCUAAACAAAAACAAAGAUAAAAAAAUCAUAAUUUAUUACAAUAAGAGUGACGUGUACGCUUUUUAUGGAUUUGUCAAUGCGUACAUUCCUUGCGUGUUCGUGUCGAGUUCGCACAAAGUCGAUUACAAGAAUAGCAUAGUGAGGACGUUCAACAAGACGGGAGAUUAUGUGCUAAUCACGGACGACAUGAGAAUAAAGAAGGCUUACUCCGUGGAUGCGCAUGUGCAUAUACACUACACCUUCCAAGAGGAUGCUAAUUUGUACGUGGACGCGUUGUUCGAGGGAGUUCCCGUCGAAGCGCACGGCGCUGCAGGUAGCGGUGUUGCAGUUAGCGGUGUGGUUGGAAGUGGUCACUCCCCUGGCUCCCCCCCCGUUGCGGUGACCCAGUCCAUCCUGUUCUACAGCAAAAAGCAGCGCAAGCAGUACGAAGAGAUGAACGCGAUUUUUAACUUCAAGAGCUACCCCCUACCACCCGCGAAAGAGCUAAAAGAUAAUUUCCUCACCUUUCUUAUUGACGAAAUUAAGGAGGUCGUCAUUGAAGACAAUAAACACCUGGAAGAGGCCCAAAAAAUUCAUGAAAAAUAUGGGCACACCUUCCUCUCCGCAGCGUUAUAUUAUAUACAAAAAAAAAAACUGUUUAAAAAAAUUUAAAUGACCGUGCCCGAGGACAUAUACAACGUGAUGCACAAGAAUAAAAGUACCGGAGAGAAUGCGGGCAGGUGGGCAGACCUGCACAUGUACAUUCUGUACAAUAACUAUGAAAAUCGGUUAAGAGCUACUCACCUCAGGAGGGGGGUAUACAAGUCGAAGAAGUCGCUCAGGGGGAAGUUGUCUCGAGGAACACGCAAUCUUGCCAUUGCUGUUGCUAUUGCUGAGACUCAAAAAACGAGUGAACAUGAAGAUGGAACGAGUCGAAAUGAACAAACUGAAGAGCUGGAUGUCCUCCACGUUUAA
Messenger RNA from Plasmodium cynomolgi strain B, 1959 nucleotides. RefSeq lists its product as hypothetical. NCBI's taxonomy places the organism in Eukaryota, Apicomplexa, Aconoidasida, Haemosporida, Plasmodiidae. The record is from RefSeq and is a predicted model, not a curated record. The transcript is spliced from 5 exons. The coding region runs from base 1 to 1656 and encodes 551 amino acids.